AUGGGCGAGCUGACAACGGGGAAGCGGGUCUUCCUGAACUUCUUCGCGCCAUGGUGCGGCCACUGCAAAAGGCUCAAGCCGGCCUGGGAUAAGCUGAUGCAGGAGUACUCUGAGCACCCGAGCAUCCUGGUGGCCGAAGUGGACUGCGCCGGCGGCGGCAAGUCCAAGUGCGACGAGUGGGGCGUCGAGGGCACCCCCACUUUGAAGUAUGGGGAUCCCAACAAUCUGGAGGACUACAAGGGUGCUCGAGACCUGGAUGCCCUGCGCAACUUCACGGAGGAGAGCCUGGGGCCCAUCUGCAGCCCGGACCGGAUGGACCUCUGCGAUGAGGAGAAGAAGGAAAAGCUCGACGAGUUCAUGGCUAUGCCUAUGAGCGAGCUGAAGUUUAAGAUCAAGAAGCAGGAGGACCUCAUCGUUUCAGCCGAGAAGGAGCUGAAGGGCUUCUUCGAGAAGAUUCAGAGGAGAUACAAUGAAGCUGAGGUGGCCAAGGCGAAGAAGGAGAAGGCGAUCAAGGAUGCAGGGCUGGGCUUAAUGAAGGCCGUGCAGGCGUACAACCGCCAGCGCGCCUCCGGCGAUGCACAGGCCGGUGCCAAGGGCGGCGCUGCACAGCCGCGGGGCCACGAAGGCUUUGCGGAGCUGUGA
Messenger RNA from Effrenium voratum, 642 nucleotides. NCBI's taxonomy places the organism in Eukaryota, Dinophyceae, Suessiales, Symbiodiniaceae. The record is from the annotation of a GenBank genome assembly.